Molecule: messenger RNA, 357 nt
Organism: Emiliania huxleyi CCMP1516
Lineage: Eukaryota; Haptophyta; Isochrysidales; Noelaerhabdaceae
Exons: 4
Coding region: 1-357 (118 amino acids)
Biological process (GO): microtubule-based movement
Cellular component (GO): cytoplasmic dynein complex; cytoplasm
Molecular function (GO): dynein intermediate chain binding
Source: RefSeq, a predicted model, not a curated record
AUGGACGACGACGAGGGGGUGGCCUUCGAGGGGGAGACGAUCAAACCGCUGGUCGAGCGGAUCGUGCAAAAGGAGAUUGCACCCGAUUACCUCUGGAACGCCAAGUCGUCGGACCUGCAAUCCGUCGUGAUCGAGAACAUAUUGAAGGAGCUCGCUGCGGAGAACGAGAAUGCGGCGCGCGAAGGCAAGCGUCCAUUCAAGUUCGUCGUCCUGUGCGAACUCCAGCAGAAUGUUGGCGCCGGCCUCGCCAACGCGUGCACCUGCCACUGGGACAGCUCAACAGACGGACAUUGCGUCUUCAAGUACGAGACGGAGCACGUUCAGGCGCUUGUGACGGUCUACGGGGUUCAAAACUGA